UUUAGCUGUUUUUUAGAUAUUUACACGAGAUAUAUUGAACUAAGAAACAAUCAUUUACCAAUAUUUACUCGUCAUAACAUCAUGGAAAAUUCGGUCAAAGAUGCGGAAGAACGAAAAAAACCAUUGUAUAUGAACUGCGAAGGUGUAAUAGUGCCAGCGGUGUUAUCCGAAGAGGCCGUUCGAUCAGCAAUACAUUACAGUCAUCGUCCAGGCGAUCUUUUCAUUACAACUUAUCCGAAAUGUGGUACCACGUGGAUGCAACAUAUCGUUAUGUUAAUUUUACAAGACGGAAAACCCAUAAAUGAUCCAUUGGAGUUUUUUUUAAGAAGUCCAUCGAUAGAAAUGUGUGGAGCAGAUGCUAUUGAUCUCAUGCCCGGUCCGGGAGUUAUUAAAACACAUCUUCCUGUGGAAAAAAUGAAAAUGAAUCCAAAAGCGAAGUACAUCUUUGUUGCUCGAAAUCCUAAGGAUUGUUGCGUUUCGUUAUAUUAUCACACUAAGAAUCUUCUGUUUUAUAAGUUUGAAGAUGGUACUUUUGAUGAAUUUUUUCAAUUAUUUAUCGAAGGAAAUGUAGAUUACGGCGAUUACUUCGAUCAUUUGCUUCCUUGGUAUAAUAGGAGACACGAUGACAAUAUAUAUUUUACCACUUUUGAGAGAAUUAAAAAGAAUACUAAAGAAGAAGUCUUAAACAUUGCAGCAUUUAUUGAUAAAAAGCACAGAGAAAAAUUAGAGAAUGAUCCGAAAUUACUCGACGAUAUUUUAUAUUACAGCAGCUUAGAUUACAUGAAAACUCAUUCGAAUUAUAAAUGCUUCGUACAAAAACUUUCAGAACACAUCAAACAAGGGAAGCCUAUUUCGUCGGGAUUAAAGGCUUUCUAUACAAAUUUGCACGACGAAAGCGGGAACAAAAGCAUGAAAGGAGAAUUUAUUAGAAAAGGAAGUAUUGGAGAUUGGAAAAAUCAUUUCACUCCCGAACAAGAAAGAAUAUUUCAAGAAAAAAUAAAAAUGAAAACACGUAAUAGCGACGUCAUGGAUCUGUGGAAGGAAUGAGAAUGCAGGAAAACAUAUUAAGCUAUUCAAAAAUAUUGCUUUUUUUUUUAAAUUAAAUGCUUUGCUAAUGGAAUAAAUUCCUCUAUACUGUACAUGAAAAUUUUGAAUAGACAAUGAAUUUAGUUUUUCUCUGAUAAUAUUUUAGUAAUAUGGAAUGCUACAUAUAUAAAUUAAUAAUACAUUGAUCCAACAGCAUAUUAUUUACUGUAAAAAAAUUAUUUGGUAAAUAAAGAACGUGUCGAA
Centruroides sculpturatus (bark scorpion) is the source of this 1290-nucleotide messenger RNA. RefSeq names its product sulfotransferase family cytosolic 1B member 1-like. Bases 82 to 1047 code for a protein of 321 amino acids. Gene Ontology annotation, biological process: sulfation. Gene Ontology annotation, cellular component: cytoplasm. Gene Ontology annotation, molecular function: sulfotransferase activity. NCBI's taxonomy places the organism in Eukaryota, Metazoa, Arthropoda, Arachnida, Scorpiones, Buthidae. The record is from RefSeq and is a predicted model, not a curated record. The transcript has 2 exons.